Molecule: messenger RNA, 558 nt
Organism: Pseudocercospora fijiensis CIRAD86
Lineage: Eukaryota; Fungi; Ascomycota; Dothideomycetes; Mycosphaerellales; Mycosphaerellaceae
Exons: 1
Coding region: 1-558 (185 amino acids)
Source: RefSeq, a predicted model, not a curated record
AUGACUGAAGUCUGGGACCAAUAUCGAGACCUCCUGAUCGGCUGCUGGGAGAACAUUUCCUACGAGAUGUUCGUGGUCGACGCAUCACACCGAAGAUUGGUUGCGAAACCGCACGGAGAGACUCCUCUGGGCCGUCUGUCCAUAUCCCCGCAAGGAUGGGUAGCUGCACAUCUGGCGAGGCCUGACCGCAUGGGCCCGCUUCCAUCCGGCAAGCCAUGGAUGACUGCACCAGAUCAGGAGGUGGCACAUGUUGCUCGAGGUCUCUCAAUGUAUUGCGGCUACAUGAAGCUGUACAGGAAUGACGAAGGCCAGCUAUACUGGCAGACAAGGGUGGAGGUCAGCACUGAUCCGAGCAGAAUGGGUGGGAUCGAAGAACGCAAGGUAACGCUCGUGGACGAGGAUGGAAAAACGUUCUUGUUCCUGGAGCCCAAGCAGGACAUGCUGCUCGAGGUGAGCCAUGCUUCCGCCGCGGCUUUCAGUGGAACCUUUGAAAUCACUGACUGGUCUCAGGAUGGAACGAAAACACGGGCAGUCCUCAAAUGGGAAAAAUUCGAAUGA